Molecule: messenger RNA, 813 nt
Organism: Penicillium expansum
Lineage: Eukaryota; Fungi; Ascomycota; Eurotiomycetes; Eurotiales; Aspergillaceae
Exons: 7
Coding region: 1-813 (270 amino acids)
Source: RefSeq, a predicted model, not a curated record
AUGGAUAGUGACAAGCCGCCCGAAAGAUCCUCCUUGCCUCCUGCACAUGUUGAUGAGGACAUCUUAAUGGCAUAUUCUGAUUCGGCGACCUCCGAAACUGAACCUCCUGUUGACUUUGCAAAUAUGCCUCCCCGUGUUAUAGAGAGGCGUCCUAGGGAUAUCCGAAGCAAUGCAGUCGUUGAAUACCAGACCUAUGCCUCGGAGCGCAUUGAAAGAUCAUCCAGGGCAACCCCACAAAAUCCUCCUCCGCCAGUGUCGACGAAGAUGGUCGUGGACUCAUGGAUCGAUCAAACCAAGAUCUCCCAAGUUGAAGAGAUAAUCCUCUUCGAUAUCAAAACUUAUCCACUUCACCCCGACGGGCAAACUCCGGGUUCAUACAAAACUGCUAGUCGCGAUGUUGAGCUACUCACACUGCUAGGAGAUUUUCCACUACGCUUCUACGGUGCUCGUCGUGCCUGCUAUAUUGGGGAUGUCGGUUAUCCUUUGGAUCUUUGCCGCAGUGUCGAAUGCGCCGUCUGCUCGGUUUUCCAGGAGCAGUAUACAGCCAGAAAAGCAGGUAUAAGAUUUGAAUUGGGCGCCGGAAUAGUCACCAGCCCCAAUUCCUCCCAAGCCGAUGUAUUUGCAACAAACCACCAUAUCCACUCGCCUCAGCAUGCCAUGAUACUCUGUGCAUCCCCCAAUAUUGCACAAUCAGAUACCCAGGCCACGUCUUCAGAUGCCCCUCCUCCGUACACAGAGUUUCCCUCUCUCGGUACAGUUGUUGUUCCGAUCGGACUGAUCAUGUAUACUCGGACGGGGUGGUAUCCUUCGUAG